AUGGCUAUAAAUAAUAUAAUUAAUAGUUUAAUAGUAUUUAUACUUGUCACAUUAAUAUUAAAUGUUGAUAAUGUAUUGGGUGCAAAGAGGUAUUGGGCUAAUUACCCAGGUGCAGGUGGAGGUUUAUGGACUUGUGGUAGAUUGCCAGACCAAUUACCAACGUUUGCCGAUGCCAAUAAACCAGGUGUUUAUCUGUUUUUCCAAGAUGUACCUGUAAGCGUUUUAAAUCCAGGUGGUGUCACUCCUGUUCCAUUCCCACUGUCGUAUGUUGGACAUAGUGCUAGUAGUGUCUAUUCAGAGAUCUACGAUCGUUGGUUCUUGGAUGACUUUUGUACAGAUUCUACCAAACCAGGAAAGCUCAGCUCGUGUGGCUGGUGUUACUACAUACCCCCAACGGCUACCAAUGGUAAUCCUAAUCCAGACAUGAUCCUCCUCAAAUAUCUCUUCCUCUCUACAUUUUGUGCCACUGCUCAGCCACUUUACGAUGGUGGAAUACAAGGUGAAGCUACAUGUAUUCUCAUGCCCGGACCUACUGGACAACAAAUCCCCGUCAACCUAUUGCUCUAUCCAUUCAUCACCAAUAUGAAUCUAGAAGGUCCUGUCUCUUUUGCUUUCUUGACUGGUUUAACUGCUGCCGGUCCUCCAGCUGCUGCUGGUGUGCUCAAUGCUGCUUCUGCAUCUCCUGUACCAUCUGAGUUGUUUUAUACAAAGUUUAUCUAUUUCUGUGUUUGUUGUAUAAACUAUAUUAUAUAUUACUUUCAUUUAAAUAGUAACUACAACAAACAAAGAAGAAGAACAAGCAAAGAGAAAAUGAUAAAAUCAAAGGCAUCAUAUGAAGUAUUCCAUUACACUGUUCAAAAGGACAACUUGGAUAAAGGUCUCAAAGAUAUUGCUCGUCAUUUUGUAUCUGAAUAUCAUGAUUCAACUGAUGAUCAAUUAACUAUUACAAGAUUAAAUGGUGGUAUUACUAAUAUAUUAUACUUGGUAGAAGAUAAAUCAAUUGAACCAAAAGCAAAAGAUUUACCAGUUGUAAUUAGAUUGUAUGGAUACAAGUCUGAAGAUAUUAUCGAUAGAAAGAAUGAAUUGGUCGUACAGACUGAAGCCGAUUUCAAUGGUUUGGGAGCCAAGUUUUAUGGUUUGUUUGAUAAUGGAUGUAUCUAUGGUUUCAUUCCAGGUCGUCCACUCGAACACCCAGACCUAUCAGAGGAAAAGAACCAAGUGUUGAUUGCAAGCGAGAUUGCUGAAUGGCAUCAAGCUGAAAUGCCAACUCGUAAACAACCAUCGGUAUGGAACACCAUUAAAAAAUGGGCUGCUCUAGCACCACAAACCUACCCAGACGAGAAGCGUCAAGCAAUGUAUGCAUCGUUGCGUGUCGAUGAGAUGAAGGAAGAGUAUAAGCGUCUCGAACAACAACUUGCCACCCUUCAAUCACCAAUAGUCUUUUGUCACAAUGAUUUGCUCUCACGAAACAUCAUUGUCAACAAGGAGGGUGACCGCUCACCAUUUAUCGACUUUGAAUAUGCCAACUACAACUUUAGAGGUUUCGAGCUUGGCAACCACUUUAACGAGUAUGCUGGCUUUGAACCAGACUACAAGCUCUACCCUACACGCGACCAACAACUCGUCUUUAUCACUCAAUACCUUCGUGUCAUCUCGGCCGGCAGCAUAUCCAACUUCCAGUCGGGUGGCGGCGUCGAACCUACCCAAGACCAAAUCGAGCGUCUCUACAUUGAAGCCAACCAAUAUUCACUUGCCAGUAACAUCUUUUGGGGUUUCUGGUCGAUCGUUCAAUCAAUGAACUCGGAAAUCGAUUUUGAUUAUUUGGAAUAUGGAAAGGCUCGUUUUGAUAGAUAUUGGACUACUAAAGAACAAUUCUUAUCUUUAUCAAAAUAG
Molecule: messenger RNA, 1893 nt
Organism: Cavenderia fasciculata
Lineage: Eukaryota; Evosea; Eumycetozoa; Acytosteliales; Cavenderiaceae
Gene: etnkA
Product: ethanolamine kinase A
Exons: 5
Coding region: 1-1893 (630 amino acids)
Biological process (GO): phosphatidylcholine biosynthetic process; phosphatidylethanolamine biosynthetic process
Cellular component (GO): cytoplasm
Molecular function (GO): choline kinase activity; ethanolamine kinase activity
Source: RefSeq, a predicted model, not a curated record